Messenger RNA from Rhinichthys klamathensis goyatoka, 1044 nucleotides. RefSeq names its product cofilin 2 (muscle) (gene cfl2). NCBI's taxonomy places the organism in Eukaryota, Metazoa, Chordata, Actinopteri, Cypriniformes, Leuciscidae. Gene Ontology annotation, cellular component: actin cortical patch; cytoplasm; actin cytoskeleton. The transcript is spliced from 4 exons. Gene Ontology annotation, biological process: cell motility; actin filament severing; actin filament fragmentation. The coding region runs from base 135 to 635 and encodes 166 amino acids. Gene Ontology annotation, molecular function: actin filament binding. The record is from RefSeq and is a predicted model, not a curated record.
UCUGUCUCUCUCUCUCUCUCUCUCUCUCUCUCUCUCUCUCUCACACACUCACACUGACACUGUCUCGGCUGUUCACAUUCACAGAUAGAAGUACCAAGAAAAUAAUCGUUCAUUGAUUCAUCGCAUCGGACAGCAUGGCCUCUGGUGUCACAGUCAAUGAUGAAGUGCUCAAAGUCUUCAAUGACAUGAAAGUGCGGAAGUCCUCGGGCUCAGACGAGGUGAAAAAGCGCAAAAAGGCAGUGCUGUUCUGCCUCAGCGACGACAAGAAGAAGAUCAUCGUAGAGGAGGGCAAGCAGAUCUUAGUGGGAGACAUUGGAGAAUCUGUCGACGACCCCUACGCCUGCUUCGUCAAGCUCCUGCCUCUUAAUGACUGCAGAUACGGCUUAUAUGAUGCCACUUACGAAACGAAAGAGUCUAAGAAAGAAGACUUGGUAUUUAUAUUUUGGGCCCCUGAAGGUGCGCCGUUAAAAAGCAAGAUGAUAUAUGCUAGCUCAAAAGAUGCCAUUAAGAAGAAGUUUACAGGUAUCAAACACGAAUGGCAGGUUAAUGGUUUAGACGACAUUCAGGACCGCUCCACCCUGGCAGAGAAGUUGGGAGGAAGUGUGGUCGUAUCGCUGGAGGGGAGACCGUUGUAAACCCAACAGCCAUGUGCCAUCUGGAUUCCACACGCUUUCAUCUUAGCAGCUGUCUCUAUCAUUUGAUCCUGAAGGAAUAGUCCUAGUUUGUCUUUAUUCCCUUUUCUUUUCUUUUCUUUUUUUCACAUUAAGGAGAUCUCAUUAACAUAUGCAAAAAACAAACAAAAAAACUCUACCAGCUGAAUGCCAGCUUAAUUUUGCAGUUCAUAUUAGUUUUUGUAUGUCCCCAAAGAACGUUCUGUCUCCCUCUGUGUGUUUUGCCAAACGACAGUAGAAAGCUCGGAUGUUCACAUAUAUUAACCAGCACAAACUCAGUUGAUAUCUUCAUCAUGUAUCUUCAGAGGUAUUCUAUUAUGCUGUCAGAGAACUAUAUGAGAAUGCUGUAUGUUAAUGCCUCACAGCAAUGCAU